AUGGCUGUCUUGGGAGCUGAGCUUCAGAAUCCAGUGGUCACAAAACUUCUGACACCAGAGUAUAGCCCAUCUACUGAGUCUUGUGUGCAGUUCUGGUAUUGGCUGUCUGCAGGCUCAGGUGAUUCUCUCUCAGUGCAUGUUCUUCUUAAUGGGGAGCUGGGUCCAGCUCUCUGGUCUCUCUCUGGAGCUUGCUCUAAUGGUUGGGAAGUAGCAGAGGUCACUUUGUCCGCUCCCUCCAAAUUCAGGGUGGCAUUCAGAGCAAAGCUCAGUUCCAACUCUGAGUCAUUUGUUCUGCUGGAUGAUGUCUCAGUUAGAAGUGAAGCUUGUCUCCCAACAGGAAGUUGUGAUUUUGAAUCAGGACAGUGUGCAUGGGUGAAUGUUGCUAAUGGGGUCUCAAAUGAACAUGAUUGGAUCCAUGCAGAUGGCCACUUCAAAGGUCCUCUGGUCGAUCACACUACUCACACUGCAGAUGGCAAGUUUCUGUUGAGCCAAUUUCAGAAGAACACACAAGAUCGAAACAAAAUAUCAGUUUUGAAAUCAGAGAGGAUCCUGCAGACCAGUGACUCGUGUCUCGAGUUCUGGUACCAUAUGAAUGGCAGUGACCCAGGGAUCCUUCGAGUUUUAAUAGAUUCAGGUGCAACUGAGCAACAACAGUUGUUUAAAACACAGGCCACCGGGAACAACUGGACAUAUGUCUUUACCACAGUGACUGAAACCGAACCCUUUCAGAUUUACCUAGAAUCUCAAGUGGGUAAUGAAGGAUUCAUUGCAGUGGAUGACAUAAGAGUGACAAAGGGGCCAUGUAAAGAAAUCAGUGUGGAAAGUGGAGUAUUUGUUGGGUGCCACUUUGAGGCAGACACCUGUGAAUGGAAAGAUAUUAGUGUUGGGCAGUUUGUUUGGAAGCGGGACCAGAAUGGUACAACCACUGCCAACACUGGCCCUUCGGUGGAUCACACCACUGGCACAGAGAUUGGCUGGUACAUGGCAGUAGAAGCCAGUCAUGGUGAGCACAACAGCUAUGCUGCUCUACAGAGUCCCACUAUGAAAGAUGCCAGCAAUAAGUGUUUGUUUGAGUUUUACUACCACAUGAAUGGAGAGGGCAUUGGAGAUCUGAAAGUGUUCAUCCAGGAGGGCCCAACGAGGAUGCCCCUGUGGUGGAUGUCUGGUAACCACGGAGAUGAGUGGCUUCGGGCAGAGUUGGGUGUGGGUCGCACCCAUCAGGUCUUCACUCUCCUCUUUGAGGCUACCAGAACCUACAGCGAGCUCGGGGACAUUGCUAUAGAUGACAUUGCCUUCUUGAACUGCACUCUUCCAGAGCCACAGGAAUCUUGUCAAGAGAGCCUGUUCACAUGUUCCAACCUUGUGUGUGUGGAGCCAAACAGAGUGUGUGACUACAACGAUGACUGUGGUGAUGGCACGGAUGAGGAGCUCUGUGAUAUAAAGGGUUAUAAGCAGCGCUGCAGUUUUGAGCAGGGCAUGUGCUCAUGGGAGAAGAGUUACUUGGAAUCUGGCUGGAUAUUGCAGAAGGGAGAACAGGCCUGGCCUAAGCAUGGACCGCCAAGAGACCACACCCGCAACACAGCAGCAGGUCAUUACAUUACUCCAAUGCAUGAGCUGAGUGAGAUUCAAACAGCAGAGAUCAUCUCCAGCACUCUGCUGCCCAGCUCUGACUGCACAGUGAGGUUCUACCACUAUUUUCAAGGUAACAGCACUGCUGCCAGGCUAGUUGUCAGACAAAGGACCCUUCAUAAUGGAGAAGAUGACAGUAUAAUUUGGGACAGUACUGUGACACAGAGCUUCCGCUGGCACAGAGUGGAGGUCACCUUCUCCUCCUCGGUUAAGAGUAAGAUUGUUUUCCAGUACGUGGGAAAUGGUGAGGCUCAUACAGCACAGAUAGCGGUAGACGAUAUUUCCUUCUCUGUGACAUGUCCUCACGAUCCUGACAACAGCCAGCUGCCAGUCACACCUGAUUCAACAACGACACCAUCAAUGACAACAGUGACAUCUGCUGCACCUUCAGCUUCUCCAUCAAUCAAUCCUUGCAAGGAGAAUGAGUUUUACUGCUGGCGGUCUGGUGGCAUUAAAUGCAUUGCAGAAGGUGCCCAGUGUAAUUAUGUCUUAGACUGCCCCCAAGGGGAAGAUGAAGACACCUGUGGUCCAUGUAAUUUUGACAAUGGACUUUGCCAAUGGAGUGAUAUAAGUGUAGGUCCUAACAAGUGGCAAUGGGUACAGGCCACUAACACCACAGUCCUGCCCCCUGACCACACCACUGGAUCAGGGCACUACAUGCAGACAUAUUUCAUGGAGCCAUCUAAGAAUGAGGCUGUGUUCCAGAGCCCAUCCCUGCCAAUCAGCUCUGCAUACUGCCAGUUUCUGUUUCACUUCCACAUGGGUGCAGGAAGUUCAGGCAAUCUCAGUGUGCUCCUUGUGAAUGGAGAGGAGGACAGGAAGAUACUUUGGUCCAGAUCCAUGAGCAGUUCAACUCAAUGGCUCCCAGAACACUUACCACUGGGCAAACAAGAACAGCCUUAUAGGAUCAUAUUUAGCAGCCAAACCUUGCUCCAACUGGAUGAAUCAUUGCCUACUACAACUAGGACCAUUGCCCUGGAUGAUAUCUCCUUCCACGACUGUGAGAAAGACUACCAACCACCAGACUUUUCCUUGGCCACAUGUUCCUUUGAGAAGGAUAUGUGUGGGUGGGUUCAGGGAGCUGCAGAGAACCUAGACUGGUUCAGAUGGAGUGGACUAACUGAGAUCCCAAACACCGGUCCCUCAGGAGACCACACCAGUGGAAAGGGCUAUUAUUUGUACAUCAAGAGCUCAAGUGACAGCAGAACAGGCGAUAUGGCUCAUUUGAAGUCUCAACUGUCUCCCCCAACUGGACCUGAUGGCUAUUGCUUCACAUUCUGGUAUCACAUGUUUGGAGCAACUGUGGGCUUGCUAAGAAUGUCUAUUUAUGACAUUUCAUCCAAUCACAUAUCAUUGAUGUGGCAGAGACAGGGGUCUCAGGGGAAUGAGUGGCGUAAGGCCCAAAGUCAUGUGAAACUACAGGAAGUUCAUCAGAUAUUAAUUGAAGCUUCAGUAGGAGGACUGGCCGGGCACAUUGCUAUUGAUGAUUUAUCAGUCUCUAAAGGUGCCUGUGCUCCCACAGUGAGUCUUUGUGACUUUGAAGAGGGAGACUGUGGCUGGAUUCAACAGACUGAUGAUGACCUGGACUGGAUUAGAGUGUCAGGAAAUAGUCUAAAAUCGAAAUCCUCAAAGUCUAGACCUGGCUUUGACCAUACAACCAACACAGCGAGUGGAUAUUACUUUCAUAUGGAAACCAGUUCUGCCCAUGUGCAAGGAAAAAGUGCCAGAAUGACCUCUCCUCUGCAGCCUGCAGGUGAUGCCAAGUGUAUCCAGUUGUGGUAUUACAUGGAGGGAAAAGGCACUGGGACCCUAAAUGUGUAUCAACAGUUCUCUGACAAAGAUCAGUCCUUGCAGGUGACCCAAUCUGGAGGACAGGGGGGAAUGUGGAGGUUUGCUCAGACUCCACUAACUCUCUCAGGAUCAGACUAUAGGAUUGUGGUGGAGGGGAUUUCAGGCGAGAGCGAAGAGGGAGCCAUAGCGUUUGAUGAUGUGCAGAUUUCCAAUGCCCCAUGUACUCCUUCAGGACAAUGUGACUUUGAGGAUAAUUUUUGCAGCUGGAUGAAUCUGUUAGAGGUGGAUGAUGCAGACUGGCUCAGAGCUCAAGCAGGCACUGCAAAUCACACAGGCCCCAGUGUGGACCACACCACCAACUCUUCCACAGGUUAUUACCUUUAUGUGGACAGCUCUGUAGGCAUCUGGGGAGACACUGCGAUGAUCCUUAGUGAGAUAUUCACUCCUGACAUUAGGGGGCAGUGUUUCAUAUUCUGGUAUAAUAUCCAUGGGUACAACGUUGGGACGCUCAAUCUAUACGUUAAUAACAGGAGUAUUUAUGAACGUGGGAAUAAGCUUGGCCAGAUAGUAUGGACAGAGUCAGGAGAUCAGGGAGAUGUGUGGAGGAAAAGUAACAUCUAUGUGGAAUACAGAGAGUCUUUCUGGUUUAUUUUUCAAUUCUUGAAAGGAGCAGGUACCAAAGGAAAUGUAGCUAUUGAUGAUGUUCACAUCAUCCCUGGGCCUUGUGACUCAAACCCCACCUCUGCACCGCCAAACCAUAUUGACACUAUAGGUAUUGGGGUAGGAGUGGGAGUGACACUCUUGGUGAUUUUUACAGUCGGUGCUGCCCUUUUUGUGCUUAAUAAGAAGAGAAGUGCUAACAGGGAAUCAAUACUUGAAGAUGAUGCGCUUGAUAUAAACUUUGAUAGAAACAUUCACAGCACAGGUUUAACAUCCACAGAGGAGAAUGGUCACUCCAAUGCCUUACAUACAAUCUACUAUUCAGCAAAUGGAAAUAACACAUCUUUCACAUAAAUUGAUCUUUGCUCAGAAACUGAAAAGAAUAAAUAAAAAUACUUAAUCUUUACAUUUCAAUGCAUCAAUGUUAAUAGAAUAAAAAUGGUUAGUGUC
This is a messenger RNA of Xyrauchen texanus (razorback sucker), 4530 nucleotides long. RefSeq names its product MAM and LDL-receptor class A domain-containing protein 1. The record is from RefSeq and is a predicted model, not a curated record. The transcript has 31 exons. Bases 1 to 4434 code for a protein of 1477 amino acids. NCBI's taxonomy places the organism in Eukaryota, Metazoa, Chordata, Actinopteri, Cypriniformes, Catostomidae. Gene Ontology annotation, cellular component: membrane. Gene Ontology annotation, molecular function: protein binding.